This is a messenger RNA of Ixodes scapularis (black-legged tick), 771 nucleotides long. RefSeq lists its product as uncharacterized. The record is from RefSeq and is a predicted model, not a curated record. The transcript has a single exon. The annotation marks the transcript as partial. Lineage: Eukaryota; Metazoa; Arthropoda; Arachnida; Ixodida; Ixodidae.
GAUGCGAGCAGUCAAAAUUUAAAGUCAGUGCUAGAGAAACAAAAGUAUCCACCCCGUAUAAUCGACGAUGCAAUCAGAAAAGCCAAACAACUGAACCGCGCAGACCUCAUCAGCCCGCGCCCCACGCAAAGCGCCACACAACGCACAAAUCUAUGUCUAACUUAUAGCAUAAACCAUCCUAAUGUAAAUAAUGUCUUGAGACGACAUUAUAACAUUCUCGAACAAAGCGAGCGCCUUAAACGCGCGUUUCCAUCCGCCCCGGGGGUAGUCCACAGACGAUCGCGUAACCUCAAAGACGCGCUAGUAAACUCUCGGAUAAAUUCAUCGCCUCCACCUAACGAAUGUAGGCCUUGCAGGCACCCAGGAUGUCUAAUCUGUAAACAGAUGCAGCACACAAGCACGGCCAGCAGCACGCACUCGCAGUUCUCGAUCAAAAUUAAAGGGAACUUAACAUGUGCCUCGUCGAAUGUCAUUUACUUAUUCGAGUGUACGGUAUGCAAAAUGCAAUACAUAGGGCAGACUAGAACGGCAUUUAGACUGCGCUUUAAUAAUCACAAAUCUCACGCCAUAAAUCUUCCGGCACUGCCUUUAUCCAAACAUCUCGCUCUCCCAAAACAUUCUUUUGAUAAAUUGUCAGUGACGCUCCUAGAAUCUGGAUUUAAAUCAAAUCGCGAACGUGAACAGCGUGAAUCCUACCUAAUUUACCGAUUUAACACUAUUAAACAAGGAAUAAAUGAAAGCCCCGGUACUCUGGCAUCGAUUAAAAUGCUA